AUGGCGCGACGACGGAAUCGUAACAAUCGCCGGCGUCCUCCUGCUGCGAAUAAUAAUAAUGACAAUAAUGGCGGCAUUCCCAGUCCGGGCACAGAAAGCACGCCUCCCUCUGUCUUCUCCCCCCCUCCUGCUGCUGCUGCGAAUAUUAAUGACAAUAAUGGCGACGAUUGCACGCUUCCAUCAUCUGACUACACCCCAACCACACCCAACUACAGCAGCGACGAUUGCACGCUGCCAUCCGACUACACCCCAAGAGCACCCAACUACAGUACAUGUAGCGACGAUGAUUCGCUGCCUCCUCCACUUGCCUUGAGUAACCAAAAUUUGGUCGGCAGCAGUAGCAGGAGUGCCAACCAAGACUGCAAUGACGGAAUGCCCAAUCUGCUUGCUCGUGGCAGUGGUGACGAGGCAAGAGUUAGAAAUGAACGAGCCGUAGCGAGUUCUUCUGGAAGUGAUGAUUGCGAUGAUGAGGAUUUUGUCGACAACACAAGUGAGGAGGAAGAGGAUGAUGGAAGUACCGAUUCUCCUCCUCCCUUGGUCUUGUCCAGCCGACGCUCCAAUAGUCCCAGCAGCAUCAGCAGCAGCAGCAAUGACGAGGAUGACGAAAAAAUCUGUCCAGUCAUUGCCUUGGGAGACUACGUGGUCUAUCAUUUGGGAGGAAAUAAUACUCAAUGGCUGCAGGGUCGGGUAGUCAAAGUGAAAAUCAGAAAUAUCAAAAAGAGAAACAAAACGCAAGAGAAAAAGACUUGCCGCGUGUAUCACAUUCAACCAUUGGAUGGCAGACCCAAACACCCCAUUGAAAUUCAGGACUCGGAUAAACACAACGAGAUUGCCCUGGAUCCCAUGGAGGGAGCUGUGUUGAAUUUUCGCCAAGGGGACAAGGUUCUGGUGUUGCUGGCGAAAAGCAAAGUUCCAGCAAGAAUUGCCAAGUAUCUCGCCCUCAAACCACGCAUGAAUGAACAGUGGCAGCAUGCCACAGUUGAAAAGGUCUGGCCUUUUAUUCAAGGCAAAUCGCCGCAAACCUAUUCGGUCAUCUUGGACAAGGUGCCUCCGGAAGAGAAGGGAAAAUGUCCUAUGUCCUUCGAAAUGGAAGAUACGGUCACCUUGGACAAGGUGCCUCCGGAAGAAAAGGAAAAAUGCCCUAUUUUCCUUGAAAAGGAAGAUCCCUUGGCCCUACGCAUGCGCCACGGAGCAACAAGUCAAGGAGAUUUGUUCCAACCAGGCCAAGCAGUCGAGUGUCUUGUAGAGGGGGCAGAGACCAGUGAAGAGGGUGCUUUUCCUUUCCAUCUGUUUUCGACGGACCAUCGGUUGCCCACCGACAAUUAUGCAGCCUACUUUGUCAUGAUCAUGUCCAGCGGGGGCACUUUGGAAAGGACAGCUGGCAAGUGCAGGAGUGUCAUUGUGGACGAACACGUCCCUUGUUUGAUUCGACCGCGCAGCCAACGCAUUUUUUCAAACGAGGUUGAACCCUGUUCCGAUGUUCGCACUUUAUUGCACCAAGGAAUGGAACACAACACGCGAUUGUCCUUUUUCCGAGGAUUGGACAAGAGCAAGCAGGCUGGUCAGUUGGUCUUGAACAGUUGUCCCGAUUAUUGGGUUGCCCAAGCAAUCAAGGCGGGAGCAUACGAUGCUCUUUUGUGGUUAGAACAAGAUCUUGGGGUGAAUUUGGACAGUUUUGUCUUGCCUCAAACAAGUAAGAAUGGUCAUCAGCAGCAUAGUACUAGUAGUUUUCGAGGACGGGGGCUGCUGCAUUGCUUGGUGGAUUCGCCCAAGGCGAGACAAUUUUUUUCCGCCUGGGCUGCUCGGUCCCACGGAUACUACCAGGAACGCACCAAGGGAGACAAGGGGAAAACUCAAGAUUUGCUGUUGAAGUGUUUGACAUACGACAGUGAUGCCAGUGCGUCGAGACAGAUGCCACCGAUGUCAUUGGCCAUUAGAGAUCAGGACGGUCAGACAUUCUUUCACGCCAUCGUCAAGACAAAAGAUAUCUCCAUUUUACAGAGCGUCGUUGCCCGAAGCGCCAGCGGGAAUUGCCAACGCCUAUGGGAUCUUGUGCAUGUUUUCAAUGAAAAUGAACCAUUGGUGAUGGUGAAGGACGACCAAGGGAUGACGCCUGCCGAUUUGGCGCGGUCUUUGCAAGAGUUUCGAAUGGCUCGAAUCUUGGAUAGAUUUGCCGCCUCCUGUUGCGUCCAUUUCUAUAGUCGCAACUUGCGCUCAGGCGCGAUUGUUGGAGUCAUCAGGCCACCAACGCUAUACGGUCUCGUGAGAGACGACACAAUGAAAGAAACGAUUGAAAACCAGAUUGCAAGAGAGCUUCGAUUCAUGCAUAGAGAGUACGGUGGCGAACACUUUGUGUCGUGCGGCGAGGCCUUUGCCAUGGCUGCUCAAGCUGGCGACCUCGAGCGUCUCCGAUACUUGGUUGAGCGCAACAGAUCGUCGCUGCGAAGCACGAAACGAAAGGUAGUAACCACAGCGGACAAGGGCGAAUUCACUUGGCGUCAUUUUCGGUUGCUUGGAAAAACACCGAGUGGAAAACCUACGGCCACGGAAGACCUUGACCUCGUGGCGUGUGCUGUGCAUGGCCCGUCAGCGCUGGCGAGACAUUGGCCUCUGCUGGAACAAGACGAUGUGUCCGUCGCGGAGGUUGCCAUGAAGGAGCGCUAUUGGAAUUUCAUUUUUGGCAACGAAGGCGCUACCCCUGAAUGGACUGGAAAACAUGUGUCGAGCGAGCCAUCUGGGGACCUCGAGGCCUUUCUCAAAGGAACGGGGUCGUCUUGUCGAGUCAGCAACUUGAUGAAGCGCCACAAGUCCACAAUUGUUCACGAUGACGACAACCUUGGGAAACGUUUGGAUGUCCUUCGCUACCUCAUCCGGGAUUUGAGGCUCCCUCCACCAAGCGUGGUAGAUUGUUUGCGAUGGCGCCAGUGCGGGGUUGUCCGUUCCUUGAUGGAACAGUCGCUACUCAGGCUUCACGACACCGUCGAAACCAACAAGGAGCUGAGUGCAUUCCUGCUUCAAGGCGGAACAAGUUGGCUUUCCAGCGGGAAAACUUCUCUCGAAGCCGGUCUCAAGUCCCUUACCGUUGGUCAAACAAUCUGCUUCUUGGCAGUAGAAUUCGACGACCUUCAAACUUUUGACUUCGUGCUGAGCUCUGGGAAUGUCAGCCCAUCAAUUUGUUUUCAAGGAUGGACCUUGCUGCAUGUCAGCGCUUUUUACAGCCGUCGAGAGAUUUCAGCCUACUUGGUCCGGGUAUGCCCAUCGCUUGUGAAGGAGAAGCUCGCGUAUUCCCGAUUCGAGGAGGGCAAGUAUGCUUCCCAUAUUGCCAUUGAACAAGGGGAUCUACUUCUUGCACAGUUCCUCGUGCAGUCAGGUUGUCCCUCGCUGGAUUCAAAGCAGAAGCCGCUUUAUUGGUAUGGAGAGCAAAACCCAAUCAAUUCUGAAAUUCGCGAAUGGUCCGAUCAAAACAGAGAGCGUGAAAAGUUCGAAGGCACCAUUAGCGCUUUGAAUGCUUUGCUUUUUUCCAACAAGAUUCACGAGCCGAAUGCUUGGAAUGAAAUCAAAUCAUUCAUAACCUCUCACAAUUGCUUUGCGGACGACGCAUGGAAGACAGCCGGUUAUGAAGACCCCGACAAGCCAUGCAAGGGAACAAGCUUUUGGGAUAUUGUGGAUCGGAUUGCCGAGACCGCAAACGCCUCUUUCAUGCUAUGGUUCUACGAACAGACGUUGCCUGACUCCUACUUCGACGUUGCCAGUCACCAUCCCUUCUGUCAAAAGAUGCGCAGCUUUUGGAAGCGGGCAGUACCCGGUGCGAACGAUUUGGACGGCAUAAUGAAGGCGAAGGGCAAGAAAGGGCUGAAAGAAUACUUGGAGCAAACCAAGAAGAUCGUAGGGCCAAAGGCUUUUUCGCCCCUCGAAAGUCUCGCUGAGAAAAUGGCGAGCACCCGGAGAACGGGCGAGGCUAGAAUUGCUGCGGCGCCUUUGGACCCUGUUUUUGUCCGACUUUGGAACAAGAUUCAGUAUCGUCGCAAAACGAAGCUCGUCGAAGCCUACCAGCUCAAGAAGCAAGAGCUCCUGUUUCAAGAGUUUGUAACAGACCUACUCAUUUCUUCGAAGUCGUUGCUGGAGAAGCACAUUUCUGACGGGUCGUCGAAAGAUGUUCUGGACGAGUCAUUGCAUAACCUGAUUUCGUGUGCUGAUCUCUUGAAGAAAAUUAGCCCGUCGCAUCCAUUACUGGAUGUCGGCAACAGCAAUUUCUGGGGCUCCAGUGCUUUCCUACCGAACGGUCGCAUCAACAGCCAGUUCGAAGCACCAGGAGCUGCCGGGUCGGUUGCACAGCGGCUUGGAAAUGCGUUGGGCGUGGCAAUUUCAAAUGGGCAUGUUCAUGUGUUGGAGUGGCUACCUGAUUUGUCUGAACACCAGAGGCGACGAAUGCUCCGUCUCGCUGGCAUGCACGGACAAAGUGGCAUCAUUGACCACUUGUUGCAACUUUCAGGUGGCUGGGAUAACGGAGAGACGCAGGGUGGGAGGUAUCUUUCUGCUGCAUUGGGGGCAGCAGAAGCAGGCCAAUCCAGUGUCGAACAUUACUUCCGCGAGGCAAGGAAGCGAGUACAUGAUCCCACCGAACUGUCGCAAAUCUUCAGUAGCGCAGUAUUGGGCCUGUACUCGCACGUGAAUGGCGAUGGAAGCGAGGAUGGUGAGGACUAUACUCGACACUCUGCAUGUAUCAACUGGCUGGGAUCCCAGCCAGAAGUUCAAAAGUUUGACGGCGUCGUUAUGGCAAAGAAAAUGAGCACCAAAAACCGCACGGCCUUGAACUUGUUCGUCGAGAUUUUCAAGCUUCUGGAUGCAGACGAGAUAUGGAAGAACCAGUUCGAAAUUUUGAACAUGUGCAGAGACCUUCUGUGCCGAUAUCAGAAUUCUCCCGUCGAUGCGGAAGCACUUGCGGACCUCGUUGUCUUUUUGGCAAACAGCGGAGUCGAUAUUCAGUCUGUCCUAGUUGACAUCUUGGCAGAUGGCGGAAUCGAUAAUAGUCCCGUUUCAAGCGAAAUCCCUCGGUUGCGUGGUGCGCAACAGAAACAGCUUCUCCAUUGGCUGCCAUUUCGAAUGUUGGUCCUCGGCUUCAAGCAGGUGGACGUGGUUGAUGGUUACAACAACAGUGGUAUGAGGAUUUCUCACUGUGCUGCCAUGUGCGAUAGAGCGGACGUUCUCGAUUGUAUCCAGCGGUUGAACCCAGAUGUUGUUGGCAAGAUGGACAAGCAAGGCAGAACAAUUGAUACGUUUGCUAGAGACAGCAAUGCUUCCUCAGUUCUCCUGUGGAUUGAGCGGAGAGCUGCAGGUGUUCUUGUUGGCACUACUCUUGCUUCCCACUACAGAAGGCGGAUGGCCGUCCGUCAGAAGGAUUCUGCAUUGGAGCAGUUGCGCAAGAUUCAAUGGGUAUGGAAGGGGGCAUUGACUCGCAAAAUGUACAGAGCCCUGAUUGAGAUGCGACUUGACCAGCGCAAAAGGUACACAAUAUUGUGGGGGCGGUUGGAUGAAGAGUUGCAACCUAAAGCUUUGUUCAGUAAAUGGAGCUCCUGGGAUUCACUAAAAAAUGCUCGAUUCAAUCUGGCUGCUAAUCUUGAUCAGCUACGGGAAUACGGGGACACAUUCAAGCAGCUGGACGAUGCGGCAAACGAAGUAUUCUAUGAUUCUGAUGAAGAAGUCCAAGCAAGUCUGUCCACAGAGAGGGCAGAAGAAGAAAAGAAAGACGAUGCUGUUGGUUUGUGCAGUCAGGAAACAGUUCAGGAUUCACGGUUGGAGCCACAAGAUGGUGUUCUGCGAUCACUGCCUCUCAUGGACAACAUAAAACUCACCAAGCAAGUUCUUGCUUGGAUCAGAAAGAAUGAGGGAAAAUAUGUAGACCUCUUUCUGCGGAGAAUUGAACAGCUCGCCUCAGGUCAAAGGAGCCGGAUUUUGCAGAAAGGCCUCGUGGGGUCCAACACUGCAAUCUACGAAACCUAUUUAGAGCAGAAGUCGGCUCAAAGGAUCAUGUGGACACCAUGCGUGGAAGACGGAAAGAACUGCAUUCUUGUUUGGUACGUCGCACGACACAAAGAGGUGUCACGCCUCAUGGAGUUGAUCGAUCAGAGCCAGAAGCGAACGGCCAGAGAUUUUGUGUCCGCAACUACCCUCUACGCAGAUAAUGGCGAUUUGGUGGAUGGCACUAUCGUCAUAGAUCCCAACGAUGUCCUCCUCGAUCCCAUUGCCGACGUUCCCUUGAAGCUACACCAGAUCCGACGAAAUGAAAUAGGGAAGCUUGCUUCGUCUUCGUGGGUUCCUCCACUUCGAUUAACACCUGAAGAACGUUUGUGUGUGGAGAAAGAGGGCACCGUCCUGCUACUGGGAAGAUCGGGAACUGGCAAGACUCUUUGCAUUGCUAACAGAAUAUUGCGAGACGCCAACGAGAACAAGACAGGCUUCAAGGCAUUGUUUGUGGCCAGGUCGAAGAAAAUUUGUAGGCAUGUACGCGCACUCGUUGGCGACAACUGGGAAACUGCCGACGAAGAUGCAGAUGCAUCCAAAAUGAAGCCAGAGUACGUGUCAUUCGCUGAACUUUUAGACCGACUAGGCGAGACUCUCGGAGAGUUGCGAAUGUUUCGUACGAGGCGCAGUUACGUUGAUUUUCAGCGAUUUCGCCGUGAGUUGCUCUAUAGAGGCUCUCUGGAGACAACAGAUUCUCUUGACCCGCUUGUGAUCUGGGCGCAGAUCCGGACCUUCAUCAAGGGCAGUAUCGAAGCGGUGCAAAGGAGAAGACCACUAAGUUUGGAUGAAUAUCUUGCGUUGGGGAAAAAGCAAUGUCGCCUCAGCUUGGAACAAAGGAAUCUAGCAUACUCAGCGUUCGUGUACUACAACGAUCAAAUGCAGAAGAGGGGCUUUUGGGAUGAUUGUGACAAAUGCUCAUGGUUUUUGCAGGCUCUUCAGAGACUUGACUCAACUCAGCUCCAUGAAUUGCAGUUCUGCCGAGUGUAUGUAGAUGAAGUCCAAGAUUAUACACAAGCUCAACUUGCUCUUUUCUACACACUCUGCCGAGAGAAGAGCCUCUUUCUGGCUGGGGACAAUGCACAAUCUGUCGAAGAGGGUGUGGACUUUCGAUUUGAAGAUCUGCGUGCUGUGGCUUACGUGCUUUACGAAGGAGACACGCAUUACAUUCCGCAGAAGCCCUUGAAGGUGAACAAGAACUUUAGAUCACACGCAGGUAUCUUGGAUCUGGCUGCGAGUAUUCUCGAGCGACUUUUUGCUGCCUUCCCCGCUAGCACACGCAAACUGCCACCAGACAGAGGAGUCUUCGUUGGCCCGCGUCCUGGAAUCCUAUCGCUGGACCAGAAAGGUUUAGACCUGCUUCUGCAAAGAAACCCAAGACUUUUUGUUUUGAUGCACGAUGAGAAGGUGGCAUCCAUGAGGGAUGCGCUCCAAGCCAAAAACAACGUUUUUCGUGAUGUGGUCAUUGUGAACUUCUUCUGCGAUCUAGAAGAGGCCCACCAAAAAGCUUGGCAGGAGCUACUGAGAGAUCGCGACUAUGCUGUCAAAUUCGAGAUUGCUCCGGGAUAUCCUCAGCUCGAGGGGCAUUUGAAGCUUCUCUAUACUGCAAUCACACGCACAUCCAGGAGGCUCUUUUUUGUGGAAAAAAGGCAAUCUAUUGCAGGCAGGGCAUUCUUUCGUUGGCUGGCCGCCACGAAGAAGCUUGCGGAGAAACUGGAUGCCUCCAAGAUGGAGACAGUAAUGACACCGGAUGAGUGGAGGUGCCUCGGUGUGGAUUUGGCAGUCAACGCGGAAGACACGGAUGAGAGUUAUAAGGCACUCGAAUGGCUCGAUCGAGCCAUCCAUUGCUUUGAGCAAGUGGGGGAAGAAGCACUCUUGAAAAAGGCUCGCGCUCAUGAGAAAAGCCUCAAGCUCCGACUUGAAGCGGACCAGGACAAGGGCUUGGAGGUUACCGAAGACAAAGAACAAGAGAUUUGCGAUGCCGCUUACGCCUGUGCAAGGGAGGGCGUCAUACCAGAGCUGUUCAGGUUGGUCUCUACUUUUCUCCCCAAGCUGAACAGUAUCACUCAAGACGGACUGGAGAGUGAUUUGUUGGAAAAGAUCAAGGACUUCGUUUGA
Messenger RNA from Seminavis robusta, 8136 nucleotides. Lineage: Eukaryota; Bacillariophyta; Bacillariophyceae; Naviculales; Naviculaceae. The record is from the annotation of a GenBank genome assembly.